Molecule: messenger RNA, 3419 nt
Organism: Rhodofomes roseus
Lineage: Eukaryota; Fungi; Basidiomycota; Agaricomycetes; Polyporales; Fomitopsidaceae
Product: GNAT acetyltransferase 2-domain-containing protein
Exons: 10
Coding region: 130-3297 (1055 amino acids)
Biological process (GO): rRNA acetylation involved in maturation of SSU-rRNA
Cellular component (GO): nucleolus; 90S preribosome
Molecular function (GO): ATP binding; tRNA binding; 18S rRNA cytidine N-acetyltransferase activity
Source: RefSeq, a predicted model, not a curated record
GUUUAACUUCCUCGAUCCUCAGUGCUACUUUCUAGCCGGUCGCCGGCCCAGCGUCAUCUCAGGCAGACCCAGGAUAUUACAGGCAAGGGCUCACUGUUGUUCAUCAAAAACCCCAGUCGGUAAAGCGACAUGCGCAAGCAACUCGAUCCCCGAUUGCCUAUCCUCAUCAAUAACAAUGUCAAGAAGAAUCACCGUUCAUUCGUAGUGCUAGUUGGGGACAAGGGAAGGGACCAGGUGGUGAACUUGCACUUCCUGCUAUCCCAAGCCCGGGUGUCUGCACGACCAUCCGUUCUUUGGUGUUACAAGAAGGAUCUCGGCUUCACCAGUCACCGAAAAAAGCGUGAAGCGAAGAUCAAACGGGAUGUCAAGCGCGGUGUGCGAGAAGCCAACGAGCAAGACCCCUUCGAGAUUUUUGUCACCGUCACCGACAUCCGCUAUACGUACUACAAGGAGUCGCACAAGAUCCUGGGUCAGACCUAUGGCAUGUGUGUGCUGCAGGACUUCGAGGCGAUCACGCCGAACCUACUUGCGCGGACGAUCGAGACGGUCGAGGGAGGUGGUCUGGUUGUGAUCCUGCUGAAGACGAUGAGCUCGCUGAGGCAGCUGUAUACCAUGACCAUGGAUGUUCACGCCCGGUACCGAACAUCCGCCCACGACACGGUCGUCGCGCGUUUCAAUGAACGCUUCAUACUUUCCCUCAGUUCCUGCGAGGACUGCCUCGUCCUGGACGAUGAACUCAACGUCCUUCCUGUAUCGCGAGGCAAGGACAUCAGGCCCAUCGAGGAGGAGCGCGGGAAGGGCAAGGUCGAGUCCGAGUUGAAGGAUCUCAAGGACAGCCUCGCAGACACAAAACCCGUCGGCGAACUCGUGAAGCUCGCGAAGACACUUGAUCAGGCGCAGGCGAUACUCACUUUCGUCGACGCCAUCGCGGAGAAGACGCUUAGCUCGACAGUCACGCUCACUGCAGCCCGUGGACGAGGAAAGUCUGCGGCACUGGGUCUUGCGAUUGCAGCGGCGCUUGCACAUGGGUACUCGAAUAUCUUCGUGACGAGUCCUAGCCCGGAGAACUUGAAGACGCUGUUCGACUUCGUGUUCAAGGGCAUGGAUGCUCUGGGGUACGAGGAACACCUUGACUAUGAUAUUGCACAAAGCACGAAUCCCGACUUCAACAAGGCGAUUGUGCGGGUCAACGUCUUCCGGCAACAUCGUCAGACUAUUCAGUACAUUCAACCACAAGAUGCCCAUGUCCUCGGGCAAGCCGAGCUAGUCAUCAUCGAUGAAGCUGCCGCUAUUCCUCUGCCACUAGUUCGCAACCUCAUUGGCCCUUACCUGGUUUUCAUGGCGUCCACCAUCAACGGCUACGAAGGCACCGGCCGGUCGCUCUCCCUUAAGCUCAUCCAGCAGCUGCGCGAGAGCACGCGAUCCGCCCUUACAAAAGACGCCGCGUCCGCCGACGAUACCGCGCCCACCGCAGGUUCGUCCAAGAAGCCGCUCGCCAAGGCCCCGCCCAAGGCACGCACGCUGCGCGAGAUUAAGCUCGAGACACCCAUCCGGUACGCCACAGGCGACAAGGUAGAGAGGUGGCUGAACGCGCUCCUCUGCCUCGAUGCGACGAUCGCGCCGAAGAGCGCAGUGCACAGCACGCCGCACCCGUCGCAGUGCGAGCUCUUCUACGUCUCGCGCGACACGCUGUUCAGCUACCACCCUGCGUCGGAGGUGUUCCUCCAGCGCAUGAUGGCGUUGUACGUCGCGAGCCACUACAAGAACCAGCCGAACGACCUGCAGCUCCUGAGUGACGCACCCGCGCACCAUUUGUUCGUGCUUCUGCCGCCGAUCAAGGACGACGAGAGCACGCUGCCGGAGCCGCUUGUCGUCCUGCAAGUUGCGCUGGAGGGCAACAUCAGCAAGCAGGCCAUCAUGGAUGGCCUGAGUCGCGGAUUCAGGGCUGGCGGAGACAUGAUUCCUUGGUUAAUUUCUCAGCAGUUCCAGGAGAGCAAAUUUGCGCUACUGUCUGGCGCACGAAUAGUUCGUAUAGCUACACAUCCGGAUUAUGCCAACAUGGGCUAUGGAGCGCGCGCUCUGCAGGCUCUAAAUUCUUUCUACAGUGGGGAGUACUUCAACCUUGACGAGACUGCACAGCCCGAGCUGUCUUAUCCCGAUCCCGCCGCGAUUGACGAGUCGACAAAUCUCUUGACAGACAAGCCGACUGUCCGUGCGGCGACGGCAAUGCCACCACUACUCCAGCGUCUGACGGAACGCAAACCCGAGACACUCGACUACCUUGGCGUAUCGUACGGCUUGACACCACAGCUCCUCAGGUUCUGGAAGCGUGCGGGAUACGUGCCACUGUAUAUCCGACAGACGACGAGUGAGCUCACUGGCGAGCAUACAUGUGUUAUGGCCCGCGGCCUCAACACGUCGGCCGAUAGUGAGCUAGAGUGGCUAGGGGAGUUCGCGAGAGACUUUCGGAGACGAUUCCUGUCGUUGCUAUCGUUCAAGUUCCGGGAGUUUGGCAGCGUCACAGCUCUAAGCAUCCUAGAGGCCGCUAGCAACGGUGUCAAGAAGCUGGGGUCAGAGCGUACAAAAGAUCUGACAAACCAGGAGCUCUCCUUCCUCCUGUCGCCUUUCGACCUCAAGCGCUUGGAGUCGUAUGCCAACAACAUGCUCGACUACCAUGUCAUCCUUGACCUGCUACCCACUGUUACCUCUCUGUACUUUGAGAAGCGGCUAGGCGAGGAUGUGCACCUUAGCGCAGUGCAGAGCUCCAUUCUGCUUGCAUUGGGCAUGCAGCGCAAGACGAUCGAGGAAGUCGAGUCGGAACUGCAGCUGCCUGUCUCGCAAGCUCUCGCACUCUUCGUCAAGAUCGUCAAGAAGAUCAGCAAGCGGCUAAACGACGUUCAACGUCAGGCCAUCAGCGCUGCGAUGCCGGAGGAGCCCGCGACAUCUCGGAUAGAUGGGGACGGCAGUGCCACAAAGUGGAAGCCAGUCGAGACGAGCAUUACUGACGAACUGAAGGACGCUGGUGACGAGGUAACGAAGUCGCUACGGGAUAAGCAACGGCAGAUGAUUGACUCGCUCGACCUGAGCAAGUACGCAAUCGACGACCCCUCGGCAAAUUGGAGCAUGGCUGAGGCGCAGGUCGCCAAGCUCGCGGACGGCGGGGGAAGCGGGAAGUCCACUAUCAUCAGUGUCAAAAGCACUGCCACUGGCAAGAAGAGGAAGGCAGAUGACGGCGACGAGAAGCCAGCGAAAGAGAAGAAGGGAGCACGGCGAAGUAUGAAGAAGGCGAAGCGGUAGCAAUCGGUGCGACGUCUGAUAUCUGUCCUUGCUUAAAUGAGUACAUGGCUGUCUAUUACAUUCAUCGGUCUGAUCUACAAGUCAACCACGACGAUUACAUAUGCUCGAGUUUUUUUUUCUUU